Messenger RNA from Neoarius graeffei (lesser salmon catfish), 2013 nucleotides. RefSeq lists its product as uncharacterized. The transcript has 7 exons. Bases 79 to 1452 code for a protein of 457 amino acids. Gene Ontology annotation, molecular function: transmembrane transporter activity. Lineage: Eukaryota; Metazoa; Chordata; Actinopteri; Siluriformes; Ariidae. Gene Ontology annotation, cellular component: membrane. Gene Ontology annotation, biological process: transmembrane transport. The record is from RefSeq and is a predicted model, not a curated record.
AAACACAUCGCUGCUUGUGUGACCUUACAUGGCACAUAUCCUUCUUUGUUAGUGUAUCCUUUAACCGUGAAACAGAAGAUGUCACAAUGUCUGGAGAAGCUGAGGAAAACUGUUACAGUGGAGCCGGCAAUUUUCUUUUACAUGACCAGCACUUUCAUCAUGCAGCCAGCUUAUCAACAACUGGUCAUGGACAAGGUUUGCCAAGAACUAUACAAGAACAUAUCCAUAUGCAGGGACUCUGAGCACAGAAAGAAUGAGGAAGUCGAGGCACGGUCCUCCUACAUCCUGCUGAUCUUCACAGCCAUGACCAGUUUGGUAUCUAUUCCCCCAGCAAUGAUGUUGGGCUCCUGGUCUGACCAUGCUGGCCGCAGGUCAGUGAUGGUGUUGCCUUCUAUACUCUCACUGCUGAGUGGUGGAGUGCUGUUGGCUAUGGUACUAGUGCAGAGCAUGAGUGUCUAUUGGUGCCUGCUGGCAGCCGCCUUUAUUGGCCUAACUGGUGGCCAUGUUUCCAUUUUCCUCAGUUCUUUCAGCUUCCUAGCUGAUAUUACCAGGGAUUCCAGCUCGAGCCGCACUCUGCGUAUGGCCAUAGCUGAGUCUAUGAUUUUUGUAGGGGGUGUGGUGGGCUUUCUCCUGGGUGGUUACCUGGAACAAGAGGUUGGCUUGGUGGCAGCUUUUGGAGCCUACAUCGCCUGCCAUGUUUUAGCCAUAUUCUAUAUCCUGCUGUGGCUACAAGAUCCCAGGCCAAUCAACAGUACUUUAAGCAUCCUUUCUACUGAAAAUGAAGAACAAAAGUCUGGAGGGUUUAUUCUGAAGUAUGCCAGGCUGUCCUUUAGGGCAGUGUUCAAAAGAAGGCCAGGCCAGGAUAGAUUGAAACUACAUCUUCUCAUACUGUGCACCUUCAUAAACAACCUCAUAGCUAUUGGGGAUAUUUCUAUCUUACUGCUCUAUUUGAUGUAUGAGCCUAGAGAGUUCACAACUGUAAUGUUUGGAGUGUUUAAUGCCACCAGAAUGUUCUUGUUGGGAUUUGGUCUCUUGGGCCUGUUCCCUUUGCUGAUGCGUUGCCUUAAGGAGAUGACACUGGCAAAACUCAGCAUCGUGUUUAAAACUGCCUCUUAUGUUCUGCUGGCUUUUUCCACCAACACAUGGAUGGUCUACUUGGUGGCUGUACUGGGCAUGCCAGGUGGGAUCACACAAGCAGUGAUUCGAUCAUUGUCCUCUGCCAUUGUAGGACCUGAUGAACAAGGUGCCAUGUUUUCCUUCUCAGCUUCAGUGGAGGCUACUUGCAUCCUCAUUUCUGCCACCAUAUUUAACGGCCUAUACCCUCUGACCCUGCCUACAUUCCCUGGCAUGCCCUUCAUCAUCAUGGCUUCUUUUUGCAUCAUUGUCUUCAUCCUUAUGCAGUGGAUAAGUGAAAUGCCAACCACUCAGCCUCGCCUGAUGCUGCAAGACUGAAUAUCUCUCACUUUGUCAUCCUUUACAGACUGCUAUUUUAUGAUGCACUGAAGAUCCAUUGAAGCCACAGCAAAUUUUACUUUGCAAAGGGCCUUUAAUUGACCCAAAAUAUGUCUAAAUUUUUUGCCACUCUGGUGCAAUAGUAUAUGUACUGUAUAUGAACAAUAGUAGCCCAUCCAUAUAACCACAAGAGAAAUUUCCCAAUCAGUCAUGUACAAUUCGCAUAUACUGGAUGACUGUAAAGAACAGGCACAUAAAAUAAUGGAACAUUCGUCAAUAGUUGAAAUGUUCCUCAUGCAGAGAACCCUGUGGAAUACUCAGAAGUCCUUCAGAGACACAUUGAAUGUAUAAAGAGCGUGAGCCAUAAUAACGAUCAUAAUAAAAUAAGAAUACUGAAAGGUCAGUGGCAUAUCAAAGAAAGGUAAUUGAGAACAUCAGCUUUAAACUGUUCUCCCUGAUAAGCCAUUCCACAGCAAGAGCAAUGGGACCCUCCUUAAUAUUUUCUUUCAUCUCUGGAGUGGAGGCCUGAAAUUGGUCUCCAAUUAAAGAGAUUAUAUUUAA